AUGAGGGGUUCGUCGAUGAAUGCGGUGGCCAUAGCUGGGAUUUUAACAAUGGCUUUUUAUAUGGAUUCUCAGGAUAUCGAAUUUGGUAAUCCGUGGUGGUUUGUUUAUGCCGGAAUUUCGUGUUUCCUCGUAAUCUUUGCCGGAAUAAUGUCGGGGCUGACGUUGGGGUUGAUGUCACUCGGACUUGUCGAACUCGAAAUCCUCCAGAGAAGUGGCACCUCCACUGAGAAAAAACAAGCAGCAAUUAUUUUGCCCGUUGUUCAAAAGCAGCACCAACUUCUUGUAACUCUGCUGCUUUGCAACGCUGCUGCUAUGGAGGCUCUUCCAAUAUAUCUAGAUAAGCUGUUUCAUCCCGUAGUUGCUGUCAUUCUCUCUGUAACUUUUGUUCUAGCUUUCGGUGAGAUCAUUCCACAGGCAAUAUGCUCUAAAUAUGGGCUUGCUGUGGGUGCGAAUUUCUUGUGGCUUGUGCAAAUCUUGAUGAUAAUUUGUUAUCCUAUUGCUUACCCUAUUGGAAAGAUUCUGGAUGCCAUCUUGGGGCACAAUGAUGCUUUGUUUAGGCGACCUCAGUUGAAAGCACUUGUUUCUAUUCACAGCCAGGAGGCUGGGAAAGGGGGCGAACUCACUCAUGAUGAGACUACUAUCAUAAGUGGAGCAUUAGAUUUGACCGAAAAGACUGCAGAGGAGGCCAUGACCCCUAUUGAAUCAACUUUCUCACUAGAUGUCAAUUCAAAAUUGGACUGGGAAGCAAUUGGGAAAAUCCUUGCUCGAGGACAUAGUCGCAUUCCUGUCUAUUCCGGAAAUCCAAAGAACAUUAUUGGACUUCUAUUGGUAAAGAGUCUUCUUACUGUACGGGCAGAAACAGAGACCCCAGUUAGUGCUGUUUCAAUCCGAAAAAUCCCUAGGGUACCGGCAAAUAUGCCCCUGUAUGAUAUUCUUAACGAGUUUCAGAAAGGAAGCAGUCACAUGGCAGCUGUCGUGAAAGUGCCAGAGAAAGAGAAAAUGCAUAAUUCUUCUUUUGAUCCUGGGAAGAUCGGAGAAAACAAUUUUACCAACGGCCAUUCGCAAUUGACUAUUCCUUUGCUGAAUAAGCAUGAUGGUAAAUUGAAUGGUGUUGUGAUCAACAUUGAGAAGGCGUCAAAAGAUACCUUGCAAGACAAAGAUCUGUCGAAGGAUAUUGAAGAUGGAGAAGUUAUUGGCAUUAUCACUUUGGAAGAUGUAUUCGAAGAACUUCUUCAAGAGGAAAUUGUUGACGAGACAGACGUAUAUGUCGAUGUACAUAAAAGAAUACGUGUGGCUGCUGCUACUGCUGCUUCAUAUGUUGCUCGAGCACCUUCGAACCGUAGGCUGACUGGUCAAAAGCCAUCGUCAGGAGGCCAAAGGACCAAUACCAAAGAAGUUCGACUUAACACCGCGGUGGCUAAGUUAGUGUUGUCCAAUACUGUGUACCAAAACAGGUCUAGUGUCUAUAUUUCAAGGUCAAUCAUGCGAGCAGAGAAGCAGAACAGUACAUCUCCAUACGAUAUAAAGGCGUGCCCUAUGCUCCUUGAUCUGCUUCAAACAACGCUGUGUCGACCAGAGUUUUGA
Molecule: messenger RNA, 1584 nt
Organism: Fraxinus pennsylvanica
Lineage: Eukaryota; Viridiplantae; Streptophyta; Magnoliopsida; Lamiales; Oleaceae
Source: the annotation of a GenBank genome assembly